Messenger RNA from Aptenodytes forsteri (emperor penguin), 502 nucleotides. RefSeq names its product adrenomedullin (gene ADM). The record is from RefSeq and is a predicted model, not a curated record. Gene Ontology annotation, molecular function: hormone activity. Gene Ontology annotation, cellular component: extracellular region. The coding region runs from base 98 to 340 and encodes 80 amino acids. Lineage: Eukaryota; Metazoa; Chordata; Aves; Sphenisciformes; Spheniscidae. The transcript is spliced from 3 exons.
GGAGUUCUCGCUCCUCAGGAAACCCUGCAAGUUCGGAUCGCUACUACAAGAACAUUUGUCUCAGUGGAUUAUCCUCACUGUCAGGAGCCCAGCCAGAAUGAAACUAGUUCACGUAGCCCUGCUCUAUCUCGGCUCUGUGACCUUCUUCGGGGUGGAUGCUGCAAGGGUGGACGUAGCGACAGAGUUCAAAAGAAAAUGGACGAAAUGGGCACUGAGCCGAGCGAAGCGGGACGUGAAGCCUUCGGGCACGCUCCGAGGGCUGGGGGCAGCCGCCGACGUGCAGCCGCUCAUACGGACCCAGGACGUGAAGGAGGAUCCCCGACUCUCGCAUCCCAGGUAAAUUCCAGCCCCUUCUGGGCUCGGGCACUUGCUCGAGACAGUGGAAAGUUUCAGGGUCCCCUCGUUUCCGGGUGGUUAGGCUUAUUCUCGCUAUAGGUCCCCCAAGCCCCGGAGACAGGUCCUGCCCGGGCUGCACAUCGCGCUGAAAGCAGCCUCCCGCCUC